CGCACCAGCCUAGUUAGCUUGCAAGGGAUUAAGGGACUUAGUUAAUGAUGGUACAUUUAUUUAUCAAAGAAAACGACUGGCGGCAUACCUGCUUUUUCUCUCGGAGUUGCCCUGUGUCUUUGGGUAAAAGCAGCAAAGACGACAUCGUCGAUUUUUAUCGAAACAGGCAGAGUUUUGGAGUGGGCUUUACCUCGUAACUAGCUAGGUUUGCUAACGUUAUCAGGCAGACGUAAAGUGAUAUACAUUAACGUUACACACUGAAUACAUAUCUCCGUGUUUCCAUCACGGUUGAUUUGCUGUCGUUUGGUGCGAAAAUGGAAGCCGCUCAAGAACAUUUUAUGGAGCAGGAAGAGUCCGAUGGAAGCGACAAACCAUCGUCAUCGCCCUACAAUUCCCCUUUUCGCUCCACUCGACUACACAUCCAGAGAAGUAAUGUCUGCUCUCGGGCUUACUUCGUUGUGGUCAUGGUCUUCUUCCAUGUGUACAUCCUGAAUGUUAUCGCCCUGUUGCUCUACGUGCACUACAACAACGGACCCGGGGACCUUGUCAGUAGCGACGGGGCCUCCUCAUCAGCAUUGGUCAGCGAGGGUGGGAGCCCUUUGCCCCAUCCUGCCCCAGCUUCAAGAGAGCUACAUGUGGAGGACUACAGUCAAAGUUUCAGUCUCCCUCGCAUUGAGGGGAUACGGGUGGGACAUGUUCAGCAGGUGUCCCUUGUGCCAGAGCGAACACAUGAGAUGAAGACACUAAGCUUGAAACCUCUGCUAUUUGAGAUCCCUGGCUUCCUGUCAGAGGAGGAGUGCCGUGUGGUGGUGCAGCUGGCUCAGCUCAAGGGUCUGAUGGAGAGCCAGGCACCAGCACCCAGCCAGGGACAAGAAGAGUCAAACCAGCCUCUACUUUCUCUCAGCACAGAGGAGGUCUUCAGUCUUUUGGACCUAAACCAGGACGGGCUGCUGCAGAAGCAGGAGAUUGUGAGUCACUCACGUUCUCGAGAUGGAACUUGGUUGAGCCCAGAUAACUUACGGCAGAUACUCACUGGUCUGGAAGCUCGCCCAACAGAGAUGCUGAACUUGGAGGACUUUAGACGUGUUUAUGAUGUGUCCCAACGCCCAGGACAACAGCGAAGUGGGAAGCUCUGGAGUCAAUUCAGACAGAGAAGCAAACACACAUGGCUUUUCCAAGGCCUGGGAUCUCACCAUGUGCUGCAAACCCUCAGGAACAGAGUAAUCAGUCUGACACGUCUGCCCUCUGCAUUGGUUCAACUGAGUGAGCCGCUGCAGGUGAUUCGCUAUGAGCACGGAGACUUCAGUAAUGCCCACCAUGACAGCAGCCCUUCUCAGUCAGAGACUAUCUGUGCACACACACGACUGGCAGGAAACACAUCUGCUCUUACAGAGGUCUCUUGCAGGUAUCUUACUGUGUCGUUCUACCUCAGCUCUGCAGAGGAAGGUGGUGAGACCACCUUUCCUGUGGCAGACAAUCGUACCUAUGAAGAGCAGGCACUGGUCCAGGAUGGAGCUGAUUUGACUGACACCCAGGAGACAUGUGGCAGAGGAAACCUGAGAAUAAAACCUACUCCUGGGAUGGCACUCCUCUGGUACAACCAUCUAUCUGAUGGUAGAGGUUGGAUGGGAGAGCUAGAUGAGUAUUCCCUGCACGGCGACUGCCCAGUCAGGCGUGGGGUGAAGUGGGUGGCCAACAGCUGGGUAAAUGUGGACCCAGACUAUCAGAUGCAGGCCCGCUACCAGAGACUAGUCGCUCAGAGGCAUCGAGCUAAGUCAACCAUGGAGGAGCAUUACCAACCUCUCUCACACAGUGACCUCCACCAGGAUUUAUAGCUGGACCUUUUUAAUGAAAUGACAAAGCGACCAUCAUUUUAAACUGAGUUAGUCUUGCAUCUAUGAAGCCAGUGAGGCCGGACAGACCUUUCCGCUACGUCAGAUUUGAGAUGAACAUUGCACAAAAUAGCAUCCCAGAUAUUUUCUCCUUUCAGUAACUGUCUUACAUUACAUUAUAUCUCUUAAGCCACUGCUCCACAUUUACUUUGUCUUUAAGUCAAUCCUAUUGGGAAGGUUUGGUGAGUUCAACAUAGAUUUACAGAAUACAGAAUUAUGAUGGGAAGAUGCAUUAGUUUCCUCACAAUUAAUUUAUAAUACAAAUGUAACAAAUGUAUAUGAAGUGAAUGCCAUUCUUUAUUAAAUUGCGCCUUAAAAAAUAUAAGUUAUUCAGAAUAACAUACCUACGGAUACUGUGAUGUGAGUUGGAGAAGUUGCAGUCAUAUGUAACAGAUAAGCCUGCUUACCUGCCUUCCAUUUUGAUUAACUAGGCAUCUAUUGGCCCCUGUUGUGGGUCACUGUUAUUUAUUGUUAUAGAAUUAAAGCCUGUUGUUAGAAGCCAUAUCACAAUAUUCAUCUGUGAAUGUGUUCCUGGGAGAUAUUUUCAUGAGGUCAUGUAUGUCUUUUCUGUUCUUCAGGUUUUGUUCCCUGAGUUAAUGAGCUUUGAUCAUUGAAUGUUAUUUAAAUGGCUACUGCAAAUGCAGGACUUCUAAACUGGACGAAAAGAUCGCUUGUCACACUGGCUGUGGGAGCCCAGUCCUUCAGGUGUAAUUCAAACUUAGGUCUUUGAUAUUCCAAUUAUGUGUUUCUUAUCCUCACAACUCAAAAUUAUUUAAUUGUAUGGGAGUAUUUAUUUGAGUGUUAUUUAUUACUACCAUUUGGUGAUUUAAAUUAAAGGAAAACAUAUUUAUUACAGCUUGAUGUUGCACUGAAUUUGUCACUGUAUUUGUUCUGUGUUAUGAAAUG
This is a messenger RNA of Seriola dumerili (greater amberjack), 2798 nucleotides long. Its product is annotated as transmembrane prolyl 4-hydroxylase-like. Gene Ontology annotation, molecular function: procollagen-proline 4-dioxygenase activity; L-ascorbic acid binding; iron ion binding. The record is from RefSeq and is a predicted model, not a curated record. Gene Ontology annotation, biological process: peptidyl-proline hydroxylation to 4-hydroxy-L-proline. Bases 315 to 1835 code for a protein of 506 amino acids. Gene Ontology annotation, cellular component: endoplasmic reticulum. NCBI's taxonomy places the organism in Eukaryota, Metazoa, Chordata, Actinopteri, Carangiformes, Carangidae. The transcript is spliced from 9 exons.